Molecule: messenger RNA, 764 nt
Organism: Temnothorax curvispinosus
Lineage: Eukaryota; Metazoa; Arthropoda; Insecta; Hymenoptera; Formicidae
Exons: 2
Coding region: 5-562 (185 amino acids)
Source: RefSeq, a predicted model, not a curated record
CAUCAUGUCCCGAAUUGGCCAACACGGCAUGACGACACAUCCGGUCGCGAGAGAGCGAUCACGCGAAAGAACGACGUUCCAGGUCGGUCGUGUGGCGCGAGUGCUUACGGCCGCGACCGAUAUCUCCCACUCGCACGUCGUCCCGUCAGAAAACACGCUCGGCUUGUUUAUACAUGAUGAACGAGGAGGCUCCGUACGUGGCCGCCGUCCAUAUCGAUUGGAACGUGCACUCGUAUGUAUACACUCGACGCAAUCUAUAUAUGCUUCACGUCUGAAGUCACUUCCGGAGUCCGGAGUCCGGAGUUCCGGAUCUCUGUGUGUGCGGUGUGUGCUAAAGGUUAAUAAGGGCCGGUCUACAAUUGGCGCCUUGAGCAGACACAACUACUGUUGCACAACUUUUAUCACUGAAAUAUAUAAACUGGAACGAGCGCUGGGCCUGCCUAUGGGAUAUGAGAGAGAGCAUGUCAAGGUGUCUCGAGCAGCGCUCUAUCCUUAUCUGGUCUUCUUGAUCGGCCUGUACUUUAUCUCCACUCCAUCCUCCCUACUCUUAACUACGCUGUAGGCUGGACAAGGAGAAGAGAGGAACUUGGAACUUCUCUCUCAUAUCGCUCACUUACCCGCGUCUACCUUGGAUUUAUAUAGCAGCACUCAUUCCAGUUAGAGAUUCUAAUGUAAUGUUCCUGCACACGGAACGCGGUAAUGGCUUUUGAACCGGCUAUGUAAUGCAGGAGUAACACGUAAUAAAACUCAAAUAUAUUUGACAA